Molecule: messenger RNA, 1470 nt
Organism: Kockovaella imperatae
Lineage: Eukaryota; Fungi; Basidiomycota; Tremellomycetes; Tremellales; Cuniculitremaceae
Product: putative alpha-1,2-mannosyltransferase
Exons: 12
Coding region: 177-1349 (390 amino acids)
Biological process (GO): protein N-linked glycosylation; cell wall mannoprotein biosynthetic process
Cellular component (GO): Golgi apparatus; membrane
Molecular function (GO): alpha-1,2-mannosyltransferase activity
Source: RefSeq, a predicted model, not a curated record
AUCUGAUUUAGAGCCUCCUUCUCACCAGCUGGCAAUCAUCUCCAUUCAAUCGAUGGCCAGAGACUCCACAAAGUGAAGGAUUCAAGCAACAGGGCAUCUAGUGGAGAUACUGCUUACCACCGACUUGCAAAAGCUCAGCAGAGCCGGAGACGCGGCAUCGUGAAGAAGAGUGAAUCAUGUUAAUGCCCAAGUGGAGAUAUAUAGGGAUUGCAAUAGGAUGUAUAGUCUCGAUCCACCUCCUGCUUUCGAUCCACCCCACUUACCGCGCAACCACUUCUCCCUACCGCUUUUUACCUCAAACUUCGAGCAACGAAAUCAUAUCGGGUCUGCCACCAGAGUCUGCGGUUCCCGAUGUCUCUAUCCAAUUACCGACUGCAGACGACCUCAGAGGAGCUGAUCUAAGCUCUAGACCAAGAGCCAAUGCAGUCUUUGUCGUUCUGGCUCGUAAUUCCGACCUUUGGCCUCUGUUGGAAUCCAUUCGACAGAUGGAAGAUCGGUUCAACCACUGGGCAAAGUAUGAUUACGUCUUUCUCAACGAAGAGGAAUUCAGCGAAGAAUUCAAGCGGUAUACACAAUCAUUGACAUCCUCGAACUGCUAUUACGGCUUGAUUCCGGCCGAUGUUUGGUUCCAGCCCGACUGGAUCGACGAGGAGAAAGCCAAGGCUGCUAGGGAGGAGAUGAUACGGAAAAAAGUCAUUUACGGUCAUUCGGUCCCGUAUAGGAAUAUGUGUCGAUUCCAGUCAGGCAACUUCUUCCGCCAUGAACUGCUGGCCAAGUACGAUUACUAUUGGCGUAUAGAACCCUCUGUGAAAUACUUCUGUGAUCUGAACUACGAUCCUUUCCUCGUUAUGCAGAAUGAGAAGAAGGUCUAUGGAUUCACGCUGUCCUUGUACGAAUACAUUGAGACGAUUCCAACAUUAUGGGAUAGCGUCAAGGAAUUUAUCGCGCUGCACCCCGAGUACGUAGCAGCUGACAACGCCAUGGGGUUCCUCAGUCAGGAUGGAGGCGAGACGUACAAUAAGUGUCAUUUCUGGAGCAAUUUCGAGAUCGGUGACCUCAACUUUUAUCGAUCUCAAGCUUAUCUCGACUACUUUGACUUUUUGGAUAAGAAGGGAGGCUUCUACUACGAGCGGUGGGGAGAUGCGCCCAUUCACUCCAUCGCCGCUGCUCUGUUCGCCAACAAGUCUCAACUACAUUGGUUUCAGGACAUUGGAUAUCGUCAUGAGCCUUUUCAACAUUGUCCACAAGGUGAGGCGCACACAAGAGGGAAAUGUUGGUGUGAUCAACAGAACAAUUUCGAUUUCGAAUGGUACUCUUGUACAAAUAAAUACACUGCGUUGUUUCAGUGAUGCAUCUAGAUCACGGCGAAGCCUGCGCCAACUGCUCCCACGAUCAUCAUCGCCGGGCCAACGAGUGUGAACAUGUCGAGUGAAGCCAUCGGGGACGCUGCACCCGAUGCAGAUGCAGAUG